Molecule: messenger RNA, 2859 nt
Organism: Lathyrus sativus (Indian pea)
Lineage: Eukaryota; Viridiplantae; Streptophyta; Magnoliopsida; Fabales; Fabaceae
Source: the annotation of a GenBank genome assembly
AUGGCGGCCAACAAAUCCAUCACCCUCGAAGAAAUCAAGAACGAGACCGUUGAUCUGGAACAUAUUCCCGUUGAGGAAGUGUUCGAACAAUUGAAAUGUACCAAAGAAGGUUUGUCCUCGGAGGAAGGAGCCAAUCGGCUUCAGAUAUUUGGACCAAACAAGCUAGAGGAGAAAAAGGAAAGCAAACUUCUCAAGUUUCUUGGAUUCAUGUGGAAUCCUUUGUCAUGGGUCAUGGAAGCUGCGGCUUUGAUGGCAAUUGGUCUUGCCAAUGGUGACGGAAAGCCUCCGGAUUGGCAAGAUUUUGUCGGUAUUGUUUGCUUGUUGGUGAUCAACUCCACCAUCAGUUUCAUUGAAGAAAAUAACGCGGGUAAUGCCGCUGCAGCCCUUAUGGCUGGUCUUGCUCCUAAGACGAAGGUUCUUAGGGAUGGUAAAUGGUCUGAGCAGGAAGCUGCAAUUUUAGUCCCUGGAGACAUCAUUAGCAUCAAACUAGGUGACAUUGUUCCAGCUGAUGCUCGUCUUCUUGAAGGUGAUCCUUUAAAGAUUGAUCAGUCUGCUUUGACUGGAGAAUCACUUCCUGUGACUAGAAAUCCCGGGCAAGAAGUUUUCUCUGGCUCAACUUGUAAACAAGGUGAAAUUGAAGCUGUUGUCAUUGCAACUGGUGUCCACACAUUUUUCGGGAAAGCAGCUCAUCUUGUGGACAGUACAAACCAAGUUGGACAUUUCCAGAAGGUGCUUACCGCAAUUGGAAACUUCUGUAUUUGUUCCAUUGCAGUUGGUAUGUUGGCUGAGAUAAUAGUCAUGUACCCUAUUCAGCACCGCAAGUACAGAGAUGGAAUUGACAACCUUUUGGUCCUUUUGAUCGGAGGAAUUCCUAUUGCUAUGCCCACUGUGUUGUCUGUAACAAUGGCCAUUGGUUCACACAGGCUCUCUCAGCAAGGAGCUAUUACCAAGCGUAUGACUGCUAUUGAAGAAAUGGCUGGUAUGGAUGUACUUUGCAGUGACAAGACUGGUACACUUACACUUAACAAGUUAAGUGUUGACAAGAACUUGAUUGAGGUCUUUGAAAAGGGUGUGGACAAGGAACAUGUGAUGCUUCUUGCUGCAAGGGCUUCCAGGAUUGAAAAUCAGGAUGCAAUAGAUGCCGCCAUUGUUGGAACUCUAGCUGAUCCAAAAGAGGCAAGGGCUGGAGUAAGAGAGGUUCAUUUCUUACCAUUCAAUCCUGUUGAUAAGAGAACUGCCUUGACUUACAUUGAUAGCAAUGGAAAUUGGCACCGUGCAAGCAAAGGUGCUCCAGAGCAGAUCAUGAACCUUUGUAACCUUAGGGAAGAUGCGAAGAGGAACAUCCAUGCUAUUAUUGACAAGUUUGCAGAGAGAGGUCUUCGUUCUCUUGCUGUUUCUAGACAGGAGGUUCCUGAGAAAACUAAAGAAAGCGCUGGUGGUCCUUGGCAGUUUGUUGGUUUGUUGUCACUGUUUGACCCACCUAGGCAUGACAGUGCUGAAACUAUUCGGAGAGCUCUUCAUCUUGGUGUCAAUGUUAAGAUGAUUACUGGUGAUCAACUUGCCAUAGCAAAGGAGACUGGGAGGAGACUUGGGAUGGGAACUAAUAUGUACCCAUCUGCUACCUUGCUUGGUCAAGACAAAGAUGCGAGUAUUGCUGCACUUCCAGUUGAAGAGCUGAUUGAGAAGGCAGAUGGAUUUGCUGGGGUAUUUCCAGAGCACAAAUACGAAAUUGUAAAGAAGUUGCAAGAAAGGAAACACAUUUGUGGAAUGACUGGAGAUGGUGUCAACGAUGCUCCAGCUUUGAAGAAGGCCGAUAUUGGAAUUGCUGUUGCCGAUGCUACAGAUGCCGCAAGAGGUGCUUCUGAUAUUGUCCUAACAGAACCUGGAUUGAGUGUUAUCAUCAGUGCAGUCUUAACUAGUAGGGCUAUUUUCCAAAGGAUGAAAAACUACACGAUCUAUGCAGUAUCUAUCACUAUCCGUAUAGUGUUUGGCUUCAUGUUCAUUGCACUGAUAUGGAAAUUUGACUUCUCACCUUUCAUGGUCUUGAUUAUUGCAAUUCUUAAUGAUGGAACAAUUAUGACAAUUUCAAAAGAUAGGGUGGUUCCAUCUCCCUUACCCGAUAGCUGGAAAUUGAAUGAAAUAUUUGCUACUGGGAUUGUUCUUGGAGGUUAUUUAGCUCUGAUGACCGUAAUAUUCUUCUGGGCAAUUAAAGAAAAUCAAUUCUUCCCUGACAAAUUUGGAGUUAGGCAUCUGAAUCAUGAUGAAAUGAUGUCUGCUUUGUAUCUUCAAGUCAGUAUAGUUAGCCAGGCUUUGAUAUUUGUGACCCGUUCUCGUGGUUGGUCGUUUCUUGAACGCCCUGGAGCACUUUUAGUCAUUGCUUUCCUCAUUGCUCAGCUGAUUGCUACAUUAAUAGCAGUAUAUGCCAACUGGGGAUUUGCAAAGGUACAAGGAAUUGGUUGGGGUUGGGCAGGAGUAAUCUGGCUCUACAGUAUUGUCUUCUAUAUUCCACUCGACGUGAUGAAAUUUGCCAUCCGCUACAUAUUGAGUGGCAAGGCUUGGAACAAUCUCCUAGACAACAAGACUGCCUUCACCACCAAGAAAGACUAUGGAAAAGAGGAGAGGGAAGCUCAAUGGGCACAUGCUCAGAGGACUCUACAUGGACUUCAACCACCAGAGAGUUCUGGUAUUUUCAACGAGAAGAGCAGUUACAGGGAACUAUCUGAGAUUGCUGAGCAGGCCAAGAGAAGAGCUGAAGUUGCAAGGCUUCGUGAGCUGCACACACUCAAAGGACAUGUCGAGUCUGUGGUGAAGCUAAAAGGUUUGGACAUUGAUACCAUCCAGCAGCACUACACUGUGUGA